Physella acuta is the source of this 1239-nucleotide messenger RNA. RefSeq lists its product as uncharacterized. Gene Ontology annotation, cellular component: axonemal microtubule. Lineage: Eukaryota; Metazoa; Mollusca; Gastropoda; Physidae. Gene Ontology annotation, biological process: axoneme assembly. The record is from RefSeq and is a predicted model, not a curated record.
AGUCACCAUUGAAAAAAAAAAAAGAAAAUGGAUCCGAAUUCAAUGAUUCCAGCGACCAGUGGUAAUAAACUAGACGACAGUGUGGAGAUGGAGAAUUCAUUUGUGUGUCGAAACGAUGCCAAAGCCCAAGACGUCUGCGGCAGGAUGGGCCCUGGGUGUGGCCACAAACUGGAGCCUGCCAAACGUCUGCUGAUUUCUCACCCCGACGCCGCGGAAGCUUCUAGACCAGACUGCUACACGCUGGGUCUAAAGGGUUAUGGCCGACCCCACCAACAUCCCCUGUACCAGACAUCCAAUGCUGUCUACGGGCGUCUGGCCGCACCCCCGGGCCUGAACAAGAAACGGUUCCCCCGCAACACCAAGUUCACCACGGACAUAUGGAAGUGUGGCAUCUACGAGGACAUGCACAUGUGCACGGAGGUGGAGUCUGAUGCUCUCUACGUCCCGAGGUCAUAGGUCAUCGGUCGACAGGUCAUUGUGUGACCAAUGUACGUCCCUUAGUCAUAGGUCAUCAUUUCAUAAUAGGACCCGUUCAGGUCUCUGUUACAGGUCAUUGGUUCAUCGUAAGACGUACUUCGGUCAUAGGUCAUUGAUCGAUAGGUCAUUGUGAGACCAAUGUUCGUCACUUAGUCAUAGGUCAUCAUUUCAUAGUAGGACUUCUCCAGGUCUUUGUCACAGGUCAUAGUCAUAGGUUUAUUGUUAGACCCCUCUACGUCACUCGGUCAUCGGGCAAUAGGUCAUUAGUCAUUGUGAGACAAACGUACGUCCCUUAAUCAUAGGUCAUCAUUUCAUCGUAGGAUUCCCCUAGGUCUCUAAUAGAAGUCAAUCGUUCCUCGUAAGACGUCCCUCAGUUAUAGGUAAUAGGCUUAUUGGAAGACCCCUCAUCGACCCUUGGUCAUAGGUUCAUAGGUUAUAGUUUAAUUUUCAGACCCCUGUAAGACCCUUAGUCAUACGUCAUGUCAUAGACACAUUGGAAGACUCAUAUAUGUCCCUCAGUCAUAGGUCAUAAAGUCACUGUAAGAUCCCCCCCCCCCCCCCACCAACUCACGCCCCUCGAUAAUAUGAUAUCAGCUCACUGUAAGACCCUAGUGUGUUCCUCGGUCAAAGGUCAUAGGUCAAAAGCCCAGUAUCCCACACAACCCAAACGUUGAAUUUCGUAUGAUGUCUAUGUGGGGACAAAAAAAAGCAAGAAAAAAACUCUAAUAUACUACGACAUUUUUAAUAAUAUAAUUAUAAAUC